AUGCGAUCUAAGGCAAAGGCAAGAAAGAUUACAAAUGAUGAAGCUGUUGAUGAGCAUAGUUUUGGACAAGCUCCAAGUAUUGCUGCCCCUAUAGAUGAUGUCAUGGAUGAUCACCAUGGCAGCGAUGACAGCAUAGAUACUCACCAUGACAACACUAACAAUACUGCUGAAAAUAACAAUGAUGCAACCAAGACAAUCACAACUGAACAUCCACCAGUAUACAUUCCAGAAGACAUUCCAAUCCCAGAUCAAUUUGAACUCAGGGAAUCAACUGUGAUAUUUUCAUUAGGUGUUUGGACCAAAUUCCCCAUUUCUGCUGGUCAGAAAUUCGGUCCGUUCCAAGGCCAAUUCAAGGCGAAGGUGGACGACCCUUCAGCUGCCUGGGAGUGUGGUUACCAGUGGCAUCUUGUAUCUGUCUUGGUGUCUAAAGACAAUGAUGCCCUAGGCUAG
Molecule: messenger RNA, 450 nt
Organism: Owenia fusiformis
Lineage: Eukaryota; Metazoa; Annelida; Polychaeta; Sabellida; Oweniidae
Source: the annotation of a GenBank genome assembly